Molecule: messenger RNA, 987 nt
Organism: Colletotrichum chrysophilum
Lineage: Eukaryota; Fungi; Ascomycota; Sordariomycetes; Glomerellales; Glomerellaceae
Exons: 5
Coding region: 1-987 (328 amino acids)
Source: RefSeq, a predicted model, not a curated record
AUGGUCAAGAUUGCAAUCGUUGGCGGCUCUAGCAACGUUGGAUCAGAGGAUGCACCCGCCCAAAAGCUCGCCCCGGGAGUUCAAUGGGUCAAGACAAAUUAUGAGAUCGCUCAUCUGACCAAGAUUAUUGGUGGUGUAGAGACGGUGCUUUCCUUCGUCUCUGGUCCAGCGGAUCCGACGAACACCUCUCAGAGUGACACGCAGAAGAACUUGAUUGAUGCGUGCAUCCAAGCUGGAGUCAAGCGCUUCGCUCCCAGCGAGUGGGCUACGUCCAAGUUCGACCACUUGUUCUGGUAUUCUUUCAAGCAAGUCACCCGUGACUACCUCGCAGAGGUGAACAAGAAGAAGAAGGUCCGUAUUCUCCCAGGUGUCAUCCUAAAAGUCUCGACUCACAAAAUGCAGGUCCUUGAAUAUUGUCUCUUCCAGCCGGGCUUGUUCACGAACUACCUGACCUACCCGUUCAGCUCUUCCAAGCAUGUCACUCAAUUGGAGACCCCUGUCGACUUCAAUCAGUGUCGCGCGCUGGUGGUCGACGGAGGUGAAGACGUCCCCCUGACCUUUACCAUAGCUCAGGAUCUUGCCAGAGUCGUCGCUUUAGCUGUGGAAUAUGAGGGAGAGUGGCCUCAUGUGGGUGGCAUCAAGGGCUCCGAGAUCACCAUGGGCCAACUGAUCGCGCUCGGCGAAAGAAUUCGUGGCAAGCCAUUUGCUGUUGAGAAGUUGAAGAAGGAGGACCUUGAGGCUGGCAAAGUCACAUCUUCGUGGACGCUUGAAGUGAAGCACCCGUCAAUCCCUCCGGAGACUCGGAAGGCCGUCGCUUCUAGCCUGCUUUCUGGCAUUUUGCUCGGCUUUUCGGCUGGAUGCUUCAACACCUCUUCUGAGUGGAACCAACUUCUGCCCGACUUCAAGUUCACUCCGCCGGAGGAGUUCCUGUCCCAGGCGUGGAAAUCAAUCGAUGCUGGUGAGGACGUCGUCUUUGAUAAGUAUUGA